AAAAUGUACACAUCAUGGAUUGGGAAGAGUUCAGAGAUAGAACAACUGGAGCUAUUUUUGAGGUUUACGGAGUUUUGGAGUCUGCUGUUUCUACAAAUUCUCUAGGAAAUAGUAAAAGUUUUAUCCUCAAAGACAACACUGGGAGUAUGAGGUGCACCUUUUGGGAAAUGGAUCGAUCACUGCCAAGGUUAACAAGAGGAAKGAACUACAGAGUGGUUGGAAGUUUGGACAGAAGGACAAAGUCAUUCCAUUGUGUAAGUGUAAGACCUGCUAAUCCUGUUGAAGUACGAUUAGCUGAAACCAGCACUGCUUGCUCUGAAAUGGCCAUGCAAUUGUUCAUUGCAAGAUUUAAAGAAGAUUAAUGUAAGUUACAUUUGAGUGAAGUCGACGCUCACAAAAAUCAUGUUAUAAAAUAUUAUUUUAUUGUGUAUAAUCUAUUGUCAAGCCCAUUGAAGCUUCAAAAUUAUGGUUAUAAAAUGAUGUUUGAAGGAAAUUUGUACAUGUACAAUACAGAUAA
Exaiptasia diaphana is the source of this 517-nucleotide messenger RNA. Its product is annotated as spermatogenesis-associated protein 22-like. Gene Ontology annotation, biological process: gamete generation; regulation of meiotic cell cycle; meiotic DNA repair synthesis. The coding region runs from base 15 to 362 and encodes 115 amino acids. The transcript has 5 exons. NCBI's taxonomy places the organism in Eukaryota, Metazoa, Cnidaria, Anthozoa, Actiniaria, Aiptasiidae. The record is from RefSeq and is a predicted model, not a curated record.